Cladophialophora immunda is the source of this 1639-nucleotide messenger RNA. RefSeq lists its product as uncharacterized. Gene Ontology annotation, biological process: transmembrane transport. The record is from RefSeq and is a predicted model, not a curated record. NCBI's taxonomy places the organism in Eukaryota, Fungi, Ascomycota, Eurotiomycetes, Chaetothyriales, Herpotrichiellaceae. Gene Ontology annotation, cellular component: plasma membrane. The coding region runs from base 191 to 1327 and encodes 378 amino acids. The transcript has 6 exons. Gene Ontology annotation, molecular function: water channel activity.
CUCCUCCUCGCGGGAUUUCGGUGCCAAACCAUUGUGCCUAUCGAGUGCUCGAGAUCUGACGCGACUUCUGUGGUCUGGCGACCUACCUCAGCCUCGUGUUCGGGCGCCUCCUUCCUUGUACAACAGCCUGUACCUUCCCUCUUCACUUGCUGCCAGCUGCACGUGAAAAACCCAACAGUCCACUGCAAAGAUGGAUAACAUCAGGCCCAAGUCCGGAUUUCUUCCGGGUAUCUUUGGCCAUCGGAAAGGAAAAUCAAGGACUGGAGCGACAGCCUCUGGGGAAGACGAGAAAAUGAAGGGCCCGCAACCGAGCUCCUUUUUCAUGAGGAUCCCAAACAAGCCUCGAAACCAUUUCAUUGCCAUGGCCGGCGAAUUUGUUGGCACUUUUCUCUUUCUCUUCUUCGCUUUUGCCGGCACGCAGGUGGCCAACACUCCACAAACAGUCACUGGCAAUACGAGCACAGACCUCCCUCAAGGACCAAACCCUGUUCAACUCCUCUACAUCAGCUUGUGCUUCGGGUUUUCCCUUGCGGUCAAUGCUUGGAUUUUCUUCAGAAUUUCCGGUGGUCUCUUCAAUCCUGCCGUCACCCUCGGUCUCUGCCUUAUUGGCGCAGUACCUUUUAUUCGAGGUGCCCUUGUCUUCAUUGCACAGAUGCUGGGAGCGAUAGCGUCCGCUGGCGUGGUAAAAGCACUUUUCCCGGGACCGCUGGCUGUAACAACUUCUCUUAGUGGGGGAACAAACAAGGCGCAAGGACUCUUCAUUGAGAUGUUCCUCACCGCCCAACUGGUUUUCACCAUCUUCAUGCUAGCUGCUGAAAAACAUAAAGGAACAUUCCUCGCCCCAGUGGGAAUCGGCUUGUCUCUUUUCAUUGCUGAGUUGGCUGGCGUGUACUACACCGGCGGAUCUCUGAACCCUGCUCGAAGCUUCGGCCCUUGCGUCGCCAACCACUCGUUCCCAAGUGAACAUUGGAUCUAUUGGGUGGGCCCUCUGCUCGGUUCGCUCCUUGCGGCCGGGUUCUUUUGGUUCAUCAAGAGUUGCGAAUACCAAACUGCAAAUCCUGGGCAAGACUUCGACGACCUCGAGGCUUCUGCUUACAACCCAGAAGAAGACCUGACCCGUCCUGUCGUCAGUCCAACCGCUGUCAUCCCUGACCGCGCUUUGUCCCGCACGUCAAGGACUUCCAAGGAAGAGAGAUCCAGUUCUCUACAAGCAGUCCGGGUAGGCUCUGGAACAACAAACACUACUCUAGGCAAUAAUACAAAUGCCACAAAUGGCAAUGCCACAGUUCACGACAGGACUACUAUUCCGAACCAAUCUGCCAUCUGAUUGUUUCACGGGAGAGACUCGCUUGUUUCAUUCGCUCAUCUCUCUGCAAGUCUUGGAGGACUUCGAUUUUUGGUCUGCACGAAAGAUUGUCUGGGACGAGAUACCCGGGUCUUUGUUGUGGUCAUCGCGUUCAAGCGGCUUGGUUCAAAAGUUGUGGCUGAUGUUAUCCUGGCUUUCCUUGCCGCGGAUCUCGAGGAGUACUCUGUACACUAUCUGCUUUUGAAUGACUGAAUCCAAGAGUAUGUAACAAGCAAUAUCUCACGAGGAUGGAACGGUGCGGGUUCGGAAGGGUAAUGAUUUGCCAGAUACACG